Molecule: messenger RNA, 660 nt
Organism: Dovyalis caffra
Lineage: Eukaryota; Viridiplantae; Streptophyta; Magnoliopsida; Malpighiales; Salicaceae
Source: the annotation of a GenBank genome assembly
AUGGGUCGAGAACAAGAAGAAGGAGAAGGAAGUGAAGAGUACUUGUUCAAGAUAGUGGUCAUAGGUGACUCUGCUGUUGGGAAAUCGAACUUGUUGUCAAGGUUUGCAAGAAAUGAGUUUGAUAGCAAUUCAAAGGCUACAAUUGGGGUGGAGUUCCAGACCCAAGUGGUGGAUAUCGAAGGCAAAGAAAUCAAGGCACAGAUCUGGGAUACUGCUGGUCAAGAGAGGUUUAGAGCUGUCACCUCUGCUUACUAUAGAGGUGCUGUGGGUGCUCUCAUUGUUUAUGAUAUCACCAGGAGGACGAGCUUUGACAGUGUUAAGAGGUGGCUUGAUGAGCUUGGCACUCAUUGUGAUACUGCAGUUGCAAAAAUGCUUGUAGGGAACAAAUGUGAUCUUGACAAUAUUAGAGAAGUGAGUAGAGACGAGGGCAAGAGCCUUGCAGAGGAAGAAAGUUUAUUCUUCAUGGAGACAUCUGCCCUUGAUUCUACAAAUGUUGAAGCUGCUUUUGAGGUUGUUAUCCGUGAGAUCUACAACAAUAUGAGCAGGAAAGUCUUAAACUCUGAUUCAUACAAGGCUGAGCUGACAGUCAAUCGAGUAAGCCUGAUGAAGAAUGGGGACAACUCAUCGAAAAAGUAUGGCUUCUCUUGCUGCACUGCAUAA